AUGGUGUGCUAUGUUUCGUACUUCUUCUAUGUCAGUGAAGCUAUGUGUCGCGUUGGCUCUCCAACCUGUUGUGCAACUGAAGAACUACAGAAAAAUAUCAUGGGAGAUGUUUCUGCUAAUCAGCCCACCUCCAUCGUUGAAGAUAUUCUGUUUCCAGUAAACAGUGACACGUGCAAAGCAUUUCCUAAUGGGGACAAGAAGAUAUGGCUACUAGUAGCUGUAGUCUCCACCUACGAGCAUUUCAGGACGCGCAACAUCAUCCGGCAGACUUGGGGCUCCGCCAUACAAGACAAUGCACCAGGAUAUGUAUGCCUCGUAUUCUUUGUUGGGAAACAACAAAGCAAUUUUGCACACUGGAUACAAUUCCAAAAUGAAAUACACAAGUAUGCUGAUGUUACACAAAUCAAUACGGAUGAUACAUAUCUAAAUCUUGUUCAUAAGAGUAUAGGUAUUUUGAAGUGGACCCAUUCCUUUGUACCAAGCGUGAAGUUUAUCCUAAAAAUUGAUGAUGACGUCGUGUUAAAUCUGCCAAACCUGUAUUAUAGAUUAUUAAUGCAUAGUUACCAAUCUAAAUUUAUCAUGGGAUAUGUCGGAAGAGGACAAAAACCACAAAGGAUGAAAACAAUAAAGAACUAUUUUCCAAAAGAUUACUACUCCGGUGAUGUCAUCCCAAAUUACAUGUUUGGUCCUUCCUACGUAAUAUCCGGUGACCUUGUCCUUGACCUCUUGGCCGUCAUACCCCGGAUUCCCUUGUUACGUAUAGAAGAUAUCUUUAUUACAGCCAUAUCUGCAUCGUAUACAGACGCUGUUCACAUUGGGAGAUGUGGUUUCCUCUAUACUACAAGCGAAAAUGUGGAUCAUUUUCAAUGGGGAACGUCGUUCGUCUCGUCACAUAGCUACCAACCAUCCGAGUUAGCAUCUAUAUGGAAUUAUUCCCGAAUACAAUCACAUCACCUGAGCUAUUCUGCCUUAUUUCUUCAGCAACUAUGA
Messenger RNA from Haliotis rufescens (red abalone), 990 nucleotides. RefSeq names its product beta-1,3-galactosyltransferase 5-like. The record is from RefSeq and is a predicted model, not a curated record. NCBI's taxonomy places the organism in Eukaryota, Metazoa, Mollusca, Gastropoda, Lepetellida, Haliotidae. The transcript has a single exon. Gene Ontology annotation, cellular component: membrane. Bases 1 to 990 code for a protein of 329 amino acids. Gene Ontology annotation, molecular function: hexosyltransferase activity.